Messenger RNA from Centropristis striata (black sea bass), 4615 nucleotides. It is a transcript of the gene sez6b, whose product is annotated as seizure related 6 homolog b. The transcript has 17 exons. Bases 274 to 3132 code for a protein of 952 amino acids. Gene Ontology annotation, cellular component: dendritic spine; dendritic shaft; endoplasmic reticulum. Gene Ontology annotation, biological process: regulation of dendrite development; synapse maturation. The record is from RefSeq and is a predicted model, not a curated record. Lineage: Eukaryota; Metazoa; Chordata; Actinopteri; Perciformes; Serranidae.
ACGGAGCGGGGCAACAGCAGCACAUCUACAGUCUACAGCUCCAGUCUGGGAGUCACAAGAGUCCGGAGGCUGUAGUCGUGGUGGCAGACCGAAACUAAAAGCCCAUCGUCUCUGUCAAUGAGUAAAUCCAGACAGCUAACCUGAGCCGAAGUCCCCGAGAGGAGCGCUUUGUUCCGUGGAGCUCUCAGUGUUUCAGUCGGCCAUAGGAAAAGUGUUGAUUCCAAGGACGUCCACUACUAAAAGCUUCAGAAGCGCAAAACGUGGAAAAACGUGAUGAAUGCGAUGAGAGAUUAUUUUCCUAUCCUGCUUGUUUUUGUGGCGGCGGUGACGGACACAGGCGCUAAAGCCUCUGCUUCUGAGGAUGGUCUAUCUAUCACCCCAGGGGGCAAUUCAGAGAGUGGGGCCAGCUUGUACCCCACCACGCAGGAUACAGGCAGGAGGCUUCCCAUCGUCACUACUGCCCCACCAGUCAACGUCCCCAACCACCACCCACUCUACAGAAACCCCCCCCAACGCCCUUAUGGUCAGGCAAACUACUUUAAAGACAGCUCUCAGCCCAGCUUUUCCAUAAUGCCAUCCGUGGCUCCACUGGAUAACAGUGAUAAAAGGCAUUCAGAUGAGAGUGCUGAAAGCGCCAACAUUCGAACAACCCGAGUUAUGCACUCAUUAGAAGCCACUUCUCAGUCCAUCUCCCCUGUUACAGUCAGCAGUAUGGUUUUAAAAGACCCAGAACAUGCUGUCACCAUUCUCUCUGCCACUGCUGCUGCAAAGGAGCAAGAUGUAGUGAGAGUAAACCAGCCUGGACUAAAGCAGAAUGUGAAGCCUGGCAGUGAUGAAGAGGAGACAACCACCACCACCAUCACCACCACCACCAUCAUCACCACCAUGCAGAGUCCAGUUCCCUGCCAGCUGAACCUGACUGGGCCAGAAGGAUACAUAGAGGCUCCACCACAGUCCAGCUCUGCUUUUCACUCCACUAUGGACUGCAGCUACAUCAUCACUGUCUAUAUGGGUUAUGGAGUAGAGGUCCAGGUGAUGAAUGUCAAUCUAUCUGAGAGAGACAAGGUGCUGUUUGAAGACGUGGGACAUGGGGAGAACACCAUGCUGGCCAACGAGUCCAUUCUGAUGAGAGGAUUAGUGGUACGGAGCCACAGCAAUCAGAUCUCCAUAGGCUUCCACAGCCAGAGGGCUCAGGUCGGAUCAGUCCUGCUCAGAUAUCUGGCCUUUGUGUUGAGCUGUGCCUUCCCCCAGCGGCCUCUCUACGGUGAUGUAUCAGUGAGCAGUCUCCACUCUGGAGGCAAGGCUUUCUUCACCUGUCUGACUGGCUACCAGCUGCAAGGCAACAGCGUGCUGACCUGCCGUAAUGCUAGCACCCCCUACUGGAGUGGCAAGGAACCACACUGCCUUGCUGCUUGUGGUGGUUUGAUCAGGAACGUCACCGUCGGUCGGAUCGUCUCUCCUGGUUUUCCCAGCAACUACAGCAACAACCUGACCUGCCACUGGCUGCUGGAGGCCCCUGAGGGCCACAGACUACAUAUCCACUUUGAGAAGGUAGCACUGGCUGAGGACGAUGAUCGGCUGCUGAUCAAAAACGGUAACAGCAUAGACGGAGCUGCCCUGUAUGAUUCAUAUGAAGUGGAGUAUCUUCCCAAUGAAGGUCUACUCAGCACGUCCAAGCAUCUCUUUAUUGAGCUGACGACAGAUGCUACAGGCACAUCUACUGGCAUUGCCAUCAGAUACCAAGCCUUUGCAGCAGGCCACUGCUACGAACCCUUUGUGAAGUAUGGGAACCUGACCAGUAGUGACAACACCUGGGCAGUGGGAGCUGUGGUGGAGUUUGCUUGUGACCCUGGCUAUACUCUGGAACAGGGAUCUGUCACCAUUGAAUGCAUGGACCCCAACAAUCCCCAGUGGAACGAGACCGAGCCUGCCUGCAGAGCUGUAUGUAGUGGCGAGAUCACAGACUCAGCUGGAGUGGUGCUGUCUCCAAACUGGCCUGAAGCCUACGAUAAAGGCCAGGACUGUAUCUGGGGGAUCCACGUUGAGGAGGACAAGAGGAUCAUGGUGGACAUUCAAGUGUUGAACAUCGGGAAGAAUGACCUGGUGACCUUUUAUGAUGGAGAUGACCUUACAGCUAAAGUUCUGGGUCAGUAUGGAGGAUCAAAGUCCCGAUUCAAGCUCUACACCUCCACUGCAGACAUCACCAUCCAGUUCCAGUCUGACCCUGCCACCAAUGUUUACGGCUAUGGCAAUGGCUUCAUAGUCCACUUCUUUGAAGUAGCUCGUAAUGACACGUGUCCUGAGCUUCCAGAGAUCUCUAAUGGUUGGAAGAGUACAUCUCAUCCUGAGCUGGUUCAGGGUACCGUGGUGACCUACCAGUGCUACCCUGGUUAUCAGGUGAUGGGCGCCGAGCUGCUCAUGUGCCAAUGGGAUCUCACCUGGAGUGGGGACUUACCAAGCUGUGAGAGAGUGGUGUCUUGUGCUGACCCUGGAAUAGUGGAGCACAGCAGGCGGGUGCUGUCGGGUCCCCAUUUCACUGUGGCUUCAACCAUCCAGUACAUCUGUAACAAGGGCUUCACCCUGUCUGGAAACAGCCUGCUCACCUGCUACAAUCGAGGAUCCUCAGGCCCCAAGUGGAACCAGAAGCUGCCUAGAUGCCUUCCUGAGACUUUUGAGCCCUGCAGUCACCCAGGGACACCUAACUUUGGGAUCCCCAGCUCCAACAAGCUCCACUUCCAGGCUGGAGAGACGCUUCAUUACUCCUGUCUGACUGGCCAUCAGCUGCUGGGUGAGCCUGUUCUCCACUGUGUCCCUGGACACCCAUCCCAGUGGAGUGGGCUGCCACCUGUCUGUAAAGCCCACCCAGCAGAGUUUGACAAGCACAGACUAGAUGCAUCUGCUGCAGAGCUAAGGAUGGAGGCAGCCCAAGUAGCAUUUGCUGUCUUCAUCCCCAUCAUCAUCAUCCUCAUCCUCGCCAUUGGGAUCUACGUCUGCUUCUCAAAGGUUCAGAGGAAGUCCCUGCAGCUCUCCCUGUCCUCCAACCUACCAUAUGAAAACAUCACUGGAGAAUCUACGUUUGACAACUCAGUUUAUGAGACAAGGGAAACCAGAGAAUAUGAGGUUCCAAUCUGAAGACGCCUGUGUGUGUUUCACUAUGGACACAGUAUGGCCUUUUCAACGUCUCCUUUGGUGACUCCCUUGACACCUCCACCCUGUUCUCUGUACCCUGAAUAUGAGCCUCCCUUUAUCUACCCAACAGAGGACACCACCUUGCCCCUGGAAAGGCUGGCCACCGGAUUAUUUUUCUAGAUCUUCAACAGUAACAGUCCAGCAGCAGCAGCAGUUUAUACCGUUUUUAAUCCUGAGAACUUUCAGUGCAAGGUACCAUCUCAGAAAGCUGAGGGAAUCAAUGCGAAGCUCGUGCCAUUAAGUGCAUAUAACCACAAAUGUUACAUUGUGUUCAGUACAUUGUACACUAUAUGUCUCCUUUCACCAUUUAAAGAGAAGAGCUUGGAUCUAUGGGAUGUCUACUGAGAGAAACAUUUACAAUUGAACUUGAGAAAAACCACAGCAGUAUGUCCAAAAAUGUUGCAACCUUUUUGAGAUAAGAAAUCAGAAUGUGCCUUAAAUAAAAAGGCCCUUGAAGGAAAAUCUUUCUUUCUGAGAAUGUGAUAAGUGGAUUGAUAUCAUUCUCAUAUCUGUGUUUCAAGUAUGAAGUUGGGUGUGGUUAGUGUAGCUUAGCAUAAAGGCUGGAAUCCAACAAUACACCCAACACCUCUAAACCAUACCAUUAAGAAACAUGUUGCAUCUUGUUCAUUUGUAGAAAAAAAAAGAAAAGAAAACAAGUCUAAAGGCAACAAUAUGUGCUUUAGCCAUUAUAAGGUGUGGAAAACAUUUGCAAAGCAGAAGUGCUAUGUAGUUUCUGGGAUUGAUAUUUUCUUAAUUUUCUUUCUUUAUUAAAGAUGUAAGCAGAGGUUACGUGUUGUUUGUUUGUUUGUUUGUUUGUUUGUUUGUUUGUUUGUUUGUUUGUUUGUUUUGCUUUGAAAAGAGCCAGGCCUGCUUCCAGGUUUAAUGCUAAGCUAGGCUAACUACAUCCUAAAGACACUGCAUGGAACUGCUAUAGAUUUUCCAAUCCUCUCAGAAAGAAAGCAAAUAGACAUAUUUCCCAGAAUGUUAAAUCAUAAACAUCUAAUAUGGAAUCAUUCAGGUUUCAAUUUAUAUUUUAAAAUGACAAUCUUGAUUUCAUACAUUCACAUGUAACAUGGAGAAAAAAUAAAUAAAGAUCUUUUUUUUCUGCUUCAUUAACCAGUGUCAGUUUAGAGUAAAAGUGAAAUUAAAAUAAGUUUACUGACAUCCCAUGCAUUAAACCUUCUAUAAAGCAAAGGAAGGAAAGCUGUUGCUCAUAAUGCCAUGGCCUGUUUGGAGAUUGAGUCUGAAUUCAGACUUUUACUGCUGUUUAAACAGUAUACAGUAUAUAUUAUCCUAUGAUAAUAUAUGUCCAAGCUGGUAUGAUGAAAAUGAUAAUUAACCUAUUUUUGAUUCAUUGUACAUAAAUUACUGAUUAAGCUACUUCACAAACAUCUUCAAUAAAAGUUGUUGUUCAGAAAAACCAGUG